Penicillium roqueforti is the source of this 1215-nucleotide messenger RNA. Its product is annotated as DUF453 domain protein. The transcript has a single exon. The coding region runs from base 1 to 1215 and encodes 404 amino acids. NCBI's taxonomy places the organism in Eukaryota, Fungi, Ascomycota, Eurotiomycetes, Eurotiales, Aspergillaceae. The record is from RefSeq and is a predicted model, not a curated record.
AUGUUCAAACAACUAUAUCGCCUACCAUGCCGGUCAACAUUGACACCAUUAGCACCCGGUAGCCGGCGGUAUUUCCAGACCAAAAGGCAAAACUCCCUACCAGCCGCAUACUACCGCGGCGGCACCUCACGCGCAGUCUUCUUCAAGCAAGAAGACCUACCCCCGAACAAGGAAGACUGGGCUCCCAUAUUCCGCAGUGUCAUCGGCAGUCCAGAUCCCAAUGGCCGACAGCUAGACGGAUUGGGGGGUGGAAUAUCCAGCCUCUCAAAGGUAUGCGUAGUCGGCGCAUCGACACACGACGAAGCCGAUGUCGAUUACACCUUCGUCUCACUCGGUAUCAAAAACACCGACGUCGACUACUCCAGUAAUUGCGGGAACAUGAGUUCCGCCGUCGGCCCCUUCGCCGUCGAUGCACAUCUGUUCCCAUUACAAAAUCCCAGCUCGGAUUCAGCCUCGGUACGCAUCCACAACACCAACACCGGCAAGAUCAUUCAUUCGUCCUUCCCCGUUGUCGACGGCGAGGCUACCGCGAGCGGUGAUUUUGCUAUAGACGGUGUCGCUGGUACAGCUGCCCGCAUCAAGCUCGACUUCAUCGACCCCGCCGGCUCGGUCACGGGGAAACUCCUGCCUACCGGAAACGUCGUCGAUACCUUUGACGCUACCAAAGCUACGUGCAUCGACGUCGGGAAUCCGUGUGUCUUCGUGCAGGCGCUCGAUCUCGGCGUGAGUGGGAAUUUGACUCCUGAUGAGAUCACUGCUCAUCCGGAUUUGUUGCCGCGCUUGGACUCCAUUCGUCGGCAGGCGGGCGUUAAGAUGGGUAUUGCGGAUGAGACUGCGGCAGUUCCCGGUAGUAUUCCUAAGAUCUGUAUCGUGGCUGCUCCUUCUACUACCGAUUCUAGAGAUAUCGAGCGGAGGCAGACGUCUGUUGAUGUUGAUCUUCUGGCUCGUGCGCUUUCUGUUGGACAGCCGCAUAAGGCGGUCCCGAUUACUGUCGCGUUGGCUCUUGCUGCUGCUGUUCAUGUGCCGCAGAGUACAGUGGCUGGCGUUGUGAGUGAGGAUCCUGUCGAUAGCGCUGGGCUUACUAUUGGUCAUGCCAGUGGGAAUCUGUUGGUUGGUGCCAACUUCGAUGCAGAUGGCGCGUUAACUUCUGCCACGGUCUUUCGUACAGCACGUCGUUUGUUCGAGGGACGUAUUUACUGGAAGAACGAUAACUGA